Ostertagia ostertagi is the source of this 336-nucleotide messenger RNA. Lineage: Eukaryota; Metazoa; Nematoda; Chromadorea; Rhabditida; Trichostrongylidae. The record is from the annotation of a GenBank genome assembly.
AUGGGAAAUUCCAUCGCACAGACCAGUUAUCCUAAAGAUUAUUUCCGGAAUCCACUGGACAUUCCUAUUACACUUGCCGGAAAUUUCGGCGAAUGCAGGCCCGGUCAUUUCCACAGUGGCAUAGAUAUUAAAACCGCAGGCCGGGAAAACCUUCCUGUAUUUGCCGCUGCCGAAGGUUAUAUCUCGAGGAUCAAAAUGGAGCCCGGCGGUUUUGGCCAUGGCCUAUACAUCACCCACCCAAAUGGUUACACCACUUUAUAUGCACAUCUGAACAAUUUUACCCCUGCUAUACAGCAAUAUGUGCGACAAGAGCAAUAUAAAAAGGAAAGCUGGACG